AUGGAUGAUAUCGAGGAUCGGCUCCGCAGCCAUGCACAGGCAUUUGACGGUUUACUGUCCUUGAUCCCCGCCAAAUAUUACUACGGUGAAGAGAACACAAGUGAUCAAUGGCAACGCAAGAAGCAGACGAAAGAACAAGCUCGUGAAGCGAAGCGAGCAAAGCUUGACCCUGAAGCCGCCAAGACCGCCAAAGACGUGAUGGACGAAAACGCACGCAAGCGCAAGCGCGAGGAUGGGACCAUCCAGUCCGACUCCUCUGAUGGAGAGAUGGGCACCGAGAACCCCAAGGAGGGACUGAACCGCGGAAACGCCAAGCCCAAGAAGCAGAAGUCGGUCGAGAAUGGCGAGAAAGAUGCCAUCAAGGCUGCCGAGGCCGAGGCCCGGAAAAAGCAAAACGCUGAGAAGAAGGCCGCAAAGAAGGCCGAACAAAAGGAGAAGAAGAAGGCCAAGGAUACUGCCCGGAAGGAGAAGCUUCAGCAGAGCAAGAAGCAGGCGACUACUACAACUGAUGAUUCGGAAAAAUCUGCACCAAAGCCUAAUGCAUCAAAGCCUAACGGUGAUGCCUCCAAGAAAGCCGAGGCAUCUGACGACGAAGAGGACGAUGACAACGAAGAGGAAGAUGGCGUUGUUGAGGAAGGAUUCUCUCUCGAAUUUAAUGACCAGCCCGAAAACUCCUCAGCCUCGUCCACCCCUCACUCUCCCAAUGCCUCAAAUCCCCAAUCCGGCAGCUCCUCUAUCUCCUCCAUUGUCCCUCCCUCCGCCUCCACCGAAGCCAAAUCCUCAGAGCCCAAACCCCUCAAGCACACACCCGAAGAGCUGAAGCAGCGCCUACAGAAGCGUCUCGACGAGCUCCGGGCCAAGCGCCACGCAGAUGGACUCAACGGCAAGCCUGCCCGUAACCGUCAAGAGCUCAUCGAAGCCCGUCGCCAAAAAGCCGAGCAAAGAAAAGCCCACAAGAAGGAAUUGCGCCAAAAGGCCAAAGAUGAGGAACAGCUCAAGUCCGACGAAGCCAUGGCCCGUCGCUUCUCCCCUGGUGGCUCCGGCUCCCUCUUGGCCUCUCCCCGCUCCCCAGCCGAGUCUGUCGGCUCCUCCAGCAACAACUUCUCAUUCGGUCGCAUGAUCUUCACAGAUGGCCAGGCCACAGACGCCACCGGCACCGAUGUGCGCGACAAGCCCAAGACCCACGGUGCCCGUGAUCCCGCUGCCCAACUGAAGGCCGCCGAGGCCAAGAGCGCCCGUCUCGCCGAAAUGGACCCUACCAAGCGUGCCGACGUCGAAGAAAAGGACCGCUGGUUGAACGCCAAGAAGCGUGCCCACGGCGAGCGUGUCCGCGACGACACCUCCCUCCUCAAGAAGGCCCUCAAGCGCAAGGAGACCGCAAAGAAGAAGUCCGAGCGUGAGUGGAGGGACCGCCUUGACACCGUCGCCCGCUCCAAGGAGCAACGCCAGACCAAGCGCGAUGACAACCUCCGCAAGCGCCGCGACGAGAAGGGCAACAAGGGCAACAAGAAGAAGCCCAGCAGCGGCGGCAAGAAGAAGGCCGCCCGUCCUGGCUUUGAAGGCGGCAGCUUCAAGGCCAAGUCCGGCGGCGGCAAGAAGAAAUGA
Messenger RNA from Penicillium antarcticum, 1605 nucleotides. RefSeq names its product putative 60S ribosome biogenesis protein Rrp14. Gene Ontology annotation, molecular function: RNA binding; DNA binding. Lineage: Eukaryota; Fungi; Ascomycota; Eurotiomycetes; Eurotiales; Aspergillaceae. Gene Ontology annotation, biological process: ribosomal large subunit biogenesis; ribosomal small subunit biogenesis. Gene Ontology annotation, cellular component: nucleolus. Bases 1 to 1605 code for a protein of 534 amino acids. The record is from RefSeq and is a predicted model, not a curated record. The transcript is spliced from 3 exons.